Dermacentor albipictus is the source of this 4439-nucleotide messenger RNA. RefSeq lists its product as uncharacterized. The record is from RefSeq and is a predicted model, not a curated record. NCBI's taxonomy places the organism in Eukaryota, Metazoa, Arthropoda, Arachnida, Ixodida, Ixodidae.
CUUUGCACGCAUGCGCGGAAGCGUCGCUACUUGCCCUAGUCUUCAUUACGCAUCAAACUGAGCCGGAUGCUGGUCUGAGGCACAUGCCGGCGCUUCGUGGGCUUCGUGCUCGAAGCACAGGAGCAUAACUGGAAGCAUGCAGGGUGCUGAAGAGCUCGGGAAAGCUAAGCGCACCCGGAAGCGGUCUACCUCAGCCGGUGAGCCACCGAAGAAGAGCGUGAAAGGAAGCGAUGAUCAUGUGCCGUGUGCCGGUGAGGACAGCCAGGCAGCAGCAGCAAAGUUGAACUCUUGGUUUGGGACUUUGCGAGCUCGCCUAAAGGAGGAGCUGCCACAGGAGGGUGCUGGUGGCCUUGGAAAUCAAGGCUAUGCCAAUCGCAGCGCGUCCGCACGCAAGAGAAGUGCCACGACGACCCUUGGUCGUCGCAGAAAUAACUCUUGGCCGAGCUCAAGCAUCAUCGAGACUGAUAACGAAGGGGAUUAUGCAAGCACUCAUGCUGACACACGAAGGUCGUUUGAGGAGCAAACAGUGGCUGAUGGCCCCGCAAGGCGACCCACUGUUAUUAAGUUUGCAAGGCGUGCACCCAAAAGCGGAGGUCAAUGUACGCGCCAAUCUUCCGUCCACGACAAUGCUGGUAGGGUGGUCAGAACUCCCUCUUCCGAAGCCACAUCGAAGGCGCAGGUUCCGGUGCAAGAAGCCACCAGACCCACUUCCGUUGAACAAGAUUGUCCUGUGUUCAAAAGUUCCGGUGAACCAAGCGCGCUGGACGCCGCUCUGAACGAGCGCCUUCAGCAUUUUCGUGCCCGCUGGCGUGCUGCGCAGCAGAUUCUGGACGACAUUGGUGCUCGGUUUGCCACUACCAGGCGCCCCAUACCCCUGCCUGCCAUCGUGGCUUAUAGGCAAUGGCCGUGGUGGCAUAUGGGACGAUGGCAUGGGAGAGCUGCUUCAGAAUCUUCGAAACGCGACACGCCUCGCCAACCCCGGGAACCAGACUCCGAGCCUCAGAGACCCGCGGAGGAGCACGCGGUUCCUCCCACGUCGUUUGACGAGGAGUUCAAGCGCCCCUACCCGGUGUCUAGUGGGCUGUCGCGACGCCGCACUGCGACGGCGGAGGCGGACGAGCGCGCUGAAAGCUCUACGAGUGCGACGGAUUCCUCAGAUGAGACAGAAAGUCACGACAGUCAAUGGUCUUCGGAAGAAGAGGCUUUCUGUUCGCCUUACCUGGCCUCCUUGUCCAAGUUUCUGCACCUACACCAGCCGGCUAUUUUUCCACAUGUCGAGAGCUUCGCACGCUCUGUGCUCGACGUGCGUCGCACCAUCUCCGACGAGCCGGAGGAAGUGCUGGACGCCUUGUGCACUCAAAGCAAGCAAGCAUAUUGCUGGCUCCUGGCUUACCAGGUUAGCCUGAAUCGAUCGAUUGCCCCUUACGGCGUUGAAGUUGUCCAGGUGCAGCCGGGAUCCUACACCCUGCGCCACCUCGGCGGCACAUUUCCCAAGCAGGCCACUGCAGAGUCGAUCCGCCAGAAAGCGCGAGGAAUGUUCAUAGAUAAUGAACAGUUUACCCUGGAGCGAGAAUGUCUGGUCACGUGGAUGUUGCGAGUGCAUUGCUGCAUUCGGCGGCUGCACCUUGACCUGACUGCGGUGGCAGAGUCGCCCGGUGAGUUCUGCCGACGGUUUCGACUGCGCGAAUGCUACAGAGCCAUCGAACUUGGUGUCAGCGGAAGAGCGUCACCCAGAGGCCGCUUCUUUUUCCCCUUCCUUGGUCGCGUGACCUACCUCACCGAGCUGUCGCUCUUCGGGCUGCAACUGCUCCACCCGGAUGACAACUUCCGCCUCGCCGCUCUCGUCGCAUCUAAUGUGUUGCUCAGGAAGCUCUCCUUGAGGCGGUGCCACAUAGCCGACAGCAACUUGGCCGGACUGAUCGAUGCGGCUAUGGGUCUACCUUUCCUAGAAUAUUUCUCGCUUUCUCUGCGCAACGCUGGAUUAUGGUUCAAACGAAGCCAACAGCUGGCGCUGCUGCUGGCAAGCGCUGGCUGUAAGCGACUAAGACGAGUUCAACUCCGAGUUGCCUGCGACCUGAAGCCAAUCUUGGAGCACCUAAGUGAAAACAAAAACGUCGUUGAAGUUAAGAUUAGUCAAGAGCUUGCCACUCCUUCCGAGCUCGUGAAACUCUGCGACCUAGCCGAAGUCAACACUUCUCUGAGGCGCCUUGUUCUUUCUGUGGACCUGGAGUCAGCCCUUCCCAGCCGCUACUACCAAUUUAUACUGGCCAAGUUCAUAGAAAACGCGAAAAUGGGGUUUUUAAUGCUGGAAAAUUCUUUCUUCACGACACGAGGUGCUAAAGCAAUUGCAGGAGGUCUGAAGAAAAAUGGCAUUCAGGAACGAGCGCGCCCCCCUUUCGAAGAACUUCCUGCUAUGAAAGACAAGUCUGAAUCACGGUUCCUAAAGGCGCUCUACCUCAGAAGUUACAACUUUACUUGCGAGCACCUGAGUAUUCUUGUGGAAGCACUAAAUGCCAACGACACCCUCGAAGUGCUUGAUGUGGGACAAGUUCGGGCUUCGCCAUCCGUCAGUCACACAGACGUGACGCAGAAAAUCAUCGAUGACGCCAUCUGGCAGCAUCAGCGGAAAACUAUUUUCCAGAAAAACUGCUCUGCGCCUAUUGUACGUGUCAACAAAGUGCACUAUGCGGAAGAGAUCCCGCUUCUGACCUCCGCCAUUCGCAAGGACGUAACAUUCCGCAAGUUGAAUCUCGCAUUUUGCGAUGUUCCCAGAGAUUCCUUAGAAGCUCGCUCCCUCCAGUUCAGCUACUUUAUCGCCGUGCUACCCUUUUUUCGAGCAUCGGACGCGCUCCAGUCAUUGGAGAUAGACGUGCGUUUGCCCGGGAUCCGUACCCACAGCUUUCUGGGACUGUCUCUGCUCGCUGCCACCAGCAAAACCCUGACUGAACUGAGCAUCAGUUUGGCGGACACGUGCUGCGAAUUCACCUCCGUCCUACUAUUCCAAGGUCUCGCCUCGAGCGUUUCGAUUCGCUCUCUCACGAUGGGCGGCUGGGGACUGAACCAUCCGGCGUUAGUCUGGUUCUGGUAUUUCAGCCGCAUGAACCAGACCCUCCAGAAGCUCCACAUUCACGUUACCAGUGCGCAAGGCGAAGAAAGCGAAAGCCUUGUGAAAUGCCUGCCCAGUAUUAUCAAGGAAUGUCGCUGGAUCGUAGACUUCAGACUAACGCAGGGAAUGCUGAAAGAGCCAAUCGUCAUUCCCGAAGUGCUCGCUCUUGUCAGGAAGAACCAGAAACUGGAACCUGUAGCAGUUGUACAGACCAUAACGGCUGCCACGGCACCCCGCCUGGUCAUGCGGGCUUUUGACGAGAAGCUAACGGUAGACCUAGGUGUUAGACUCCGUCGUUCGUUGGACAUGUCAGGAUUUAAGGAGGCCCUCCUGGAACGGACAAACUGGUACACGGAGAAGAUUGACAAAGUGAUAAAGUUCACCAAGGGCUUGAUUUCUCACACUUUGGGCCACCGUGCUAAAGUUCAACGCCGAGGCAGCGCAUUGGGGCCCAAUGUGGAGGGAAAGGACCGGUGCACGCUUGGGGAACUGGACGAAGUCACUCAGGAACGGAUUUUUAAAAGCCUCAAAAUUCCCGACGCUUCUGCAUGGCAUUGCUCAGAUAUCAAUGCCGCUGAAUACGAAAUGCGUCUCUCCGAGGUGAGCCAUGCCGUCAGGACCAUUUACGACGAAGAGCACCAAUAUUAUGCCUCCGCCUGCAACGAACUGCAAGAAUUCAUUAGAGGUUUUAGCAUAUAAUGUCGCUUUGAAAGCCCCGUCGGCUUCCUUAUUGGGUCCAUCAGCGACGACUGAUAAUAAUGUGUCUUUUGUAUCGUAUUUCUGAGGAUUUAUCACUCGCAACGUGUCGGAGUGUAACUUCACUCUGUCGAAUUUUUAUCGGCCGCAUCCUCCUAAAUUUACAUAAGCAUAAGCCUAUGGACAAUAACGCUAUUUAUGAAAAUGUCAUAUGAAUUCAUGACGCUGCAGUAAGGCAUCAAAGAACAUCCUAUCUCCGCCCAUUUACUAUUUUAAGAACGAAACUCUGUUUCCACGCCCGACGGCUUUUUAUAGUGUAGCAGCGCUGUGUUGUAUGCUAAGCUGCGAAGAUUUUAACUGUUUUUAUGAAAUGGUCAAGUCAGUGUUUACCACUGUAAAGCACUUUAAAGAAUUAGAUUGCUUUUGUAGUGCAUUUAUGAGAUCGUGUAUGCGUGUAACUGUGUUUAUAAAUCACAUUGACCAUCGACUUGACGCACACCUUGUUGUGAGAAGUGAAUUGAGAAUGUGUAUUGGCGCUUUUGGUACGCCAACUUCUUGGCAUUCAAUCCGUCUAUGCCAUUCGCUGUUCGGCCUGAGUAGAAAUAAAAACCAAGGAAGACUCCUUGUUUGUCAUCUA